ACCGGAGCAACUCAAACUUACAGAGCCACCGACGACGACGAGCCUCACCAAAAGCAUACACGGCAACUGAACACAAAGCCGGGCGGCCAUUUGAGCUUUUCGUGCCAAAUGCAUAGCUCGGUUGACGACGACUACGACCGCGACGAAAUGUUUGACGAAGUCCUUGCCAUCCUUCGACCCAAGCCGAGGAAGCCGCCGAAGCGAUUUCGCUUGUCGCCAUUUCGGCUCAUUGAAGCGGCCAAAAUCGAAGAGGAGACACUGAAACGCUGUGUGGAGGACCUGUACACGACGGCCAGUCCGUUUCAAAUGCGCGAUUACCUCAAGCUUCGAUGCAAACAAACCCGGGAAAUCAUUCGCAAACUCCAAUGCGAGGACUUUCCCGCCAACUUGUGGCAACUUCCCCCCGAACUCGAGGGUGCCAUGGAUGCCAGUGAAGACACGUGGAGCGCCCACCAAAUUCACGUUCAAAUGCAAGUCGACUUGGAUCGACUUGGCCACGCCUUCCACAAGUGUGGUUUGGCCCAUGGACACCCCCAGCGCUUCACGCACAUGACGUGCAAGCCAUUCUCAAACUGCUUCGAGUUCAUCUAUGCCUACAGCUUCGUCGAAAACACUCUCGCCUCGACGUAUGCGCAAGUGUACUGGGACACAUUCACGCUGAAUAUGCCUCUGCUCCUGCCCGGCUGUCAAGCGCAGUUGGUCGAGUAUGUCGAUUCGAACACGGUGCAUCUUGCAGUGCAGCGUGGGGGCCACAACGACUCGCGCUACAUCCUUAAGAGAUUCCACGUGACACCGACCCGCAUCGUCUUCAUCACGCGAUCCUUCAAGAAUGGAGCCCAAGGCCACGCUGCAGACGACGCGACCGACGUCACGUGGUGCGUUGUCGAUGCCUGGGACUUUUCAACGUCGUUCGUGACGACUUGUGCCGAAGUGACCGUGCCGUGGCGACCCGAUGGUCGGUCAGGUGGUCCAUCCAUCGAGUUGAAGGACGUCAUGAUGGGUCACCUCAUGACUGGCAAAGACAUGCUGGUUCAUCAUGUCAGCAAAUGCUUGCCGCCGCCUCCUGUGGCCAACAGCAUCCCUGCCAUGCUCAAAUAUUCAUGUUUAUGAUACGCAAAUUUCGUUCGUGGAUGGUCCUGCGCGGUUGUGGAAUCGCUCCUGCAGCAGCCUUCGAUGGAAUAUCGACAUGAUGGCCUCGAUAUCCACACGACGACCUGUGAAGGAUCGAUUGCCAUGGGUUGUUGCCCAUCCCGACCUUUCACAACUUCUUGUCAAGAAAAUUACCGCGAGCCGCGAGCUAACCAAUGCUGAGCUGCGCGCAACUACUGCCUACAACAUGCGGUCGUCACGUUGCGGAAACCACGACCUGGCCCUCCCAGUCUUUAUCGUCAAUCCAGCUCUUAAGCAUACGCAUUAAACCAGGUGGACUGUGUUGGC
Messenger RNA from Aphanomyces invadans, 1437 nucleotides. RefSeq lists its product as hypothetical. Lineage: Eukaryota; Oomycota; Saprolegniomycetes; Saprolegniales; Verrucalvaceae. The coding region runs from base 109 to 1110 and encodes 333 amino acids. The record is from RefSeq and is a predicted model, not a curated record. The transcript has 4 exons.